Molecule: messenger RNA, 1383 nt
Organism: Labeo rohita (rohu)
Lineage: Eukaryota; Metazoa; Chordata; Actinopteri; Cypriniformes; Cyprinidae
Product: chymotrypsin-like protease CTRL-1
Exons: 7
Coding region: 283-1104 (273 amino acids)
Biological process (GO): proteolysis
Molecular function (GO): serine-type endopeptidase activity
Source: RefSeq, a predicted model, not a curated record
GAGAAAGAAAUGUAAUUAGAAACAGAGUUUGUUUUCAGAAAGGUACAUGAUAUCCCUUUUGUUUUUGUUUGGCUGACUCACCUAUUACAGUCAGGCACGUGAAGAAAAGAAUAAUUACUUUUGUUGUUUUCCUUAUAUGACAAAUACAAACAUUCCUAAGCUCCUCCUAACUGCAUGGAACACCUGUAUGAAUUGCAAAAUUCAACAGAUGCUAGAGAGCAUAUAAAGCAGGAGAGAGUUCUAUUGAAGACAACAGCAACACAUUAGGUGGUUGUAUGCAACAUGAUCUGGAUCAUUAGCUUCUUGGCUUUGGUGGCUUCCACUCUAGGAUGCGGGGUGCGUCAAUUUCAGCCGGCAGGUAAUUUUGCCAAAAGAUCUAUAAGGGAGAAUGUAGUUGGGGGAAUUCCUGCAAGUAUUAUUCAUGGAAAUGAGGCACUCUCUUGGCCCUGGCAGGUCUCUAUCCAGACAUCCAGAGGUCAGCAAUUUUGUGGUGGUACACUGAUCAGCAACAACUGGGUCCUAACUGCUGCCCACUGUUUAGUACAGCCUGGAUAUCACUAUGUUGUUCUUGGACAAAAUGACCUUGCCUCUAAUGAUGAAUUUGUUCAAGUCAAAAAAGUUGCAAAGGUCAUCACCCAUCCUGACUUCAACAAACCGGUUGAUUUCAACAAUGAUAUUGCACUACUGAAAUUGUCCAGUCCAGUAAAGAUGACAGCCUAUGUCUCUCCUAUAUGUCUGCCUAGCUCCUUCACCAGCAUCCGCCCUGGGACUCUUUGUGUCAUCACUGGCUGGGGCGAAACAGAAAAUGAAGCGAAUCCUCGAUUCCUGCAUGAGGCCACUGUGCCGAUAGUGAGUCAGGCUCAGUGUAAGCAGAUUUGGGGUAGGACCUUGAUCACAGAUGCCAUGAUCUGUGCUGGAGCCUCUGGGGCCUCGUCUUGUCAGGGUGAUUCUGGUGGUCCUCUGAUGUGUGAGAGUUCAGGUGUUUGGUACCAAGUUGGCAUAGUUUCUUGGGGCCACAAAUCCUGCAGCAUUGACCGUCCAGUCUCCUACACCCGUGUCUCUUACUUUCGAAAAUGGAUCACUGAAACCAUUAGAUUCAACUAAAGUACCAGCUAGAGUCUCAUACCUCAGUUUUGGUUCUUCUUUGUCUGAAUAUUUAUUAAUUAGUCUAGUGAUUAAACUGUGUUUUAAUUAUCACUGUUACGCUACUGUUUUGAAUACUGGAAAUACCUCAUGACAUAAUGUCAUUAGAUUUAUUAAAAGCACUUUAUAACUUAUCAAUGCAUCUCUAUUCAUUGUAAUUAACUAUUGUUUAUGCUAAACUUAUGUAUGGAUAUGUACUUAUGGCUCAGUGAAUAUCAAAUAAAGCUUUUUGGGUCUUGA